This is a messenger RNA of Saccharomycopsis crataegensis, 3006 nucleotides long. RefSeq lists its product as uncharacterized. The transcript has a single exon. Bases 1 to 3006 code for a protein of 1001 amino acids. Lineage: Eukaryota; Fungi; Ascomycota; Saccharomycetes; Ascoideales; Saccharomycopsidaceae. The record is from RefSeq and is a predicted model, not a curated record.
AUGGUUCCAAUGAUCCUAGCCAGGAAUUUUCUAAUAUUCCUGAAAAGAAUACGAUCCAUUAACCCAAUAUUUAUUCGAGAUUAUUAUUUCAAGAGGAGACCGUUGAAAAAUAGAAUCCUAGAAACAAUAGCAGAACCAGAGAAUUCAACUGUGACCAAAAAUAAACUUAUAGGAUACUUGCAAUUGUAUAAUAGUGAAUUCAGCAAAAUCGAAGAGCAAUUGUAUUUCAAGAAAGCGGCGGAUAAAAAUGUACCGUUCAACAUCACUAGACAUUUACUCGAUUUCCCAUUGAGUAACCAUCGUGAAUUCUCGAACAUUCAAAAUACUUGGAUGGAGUAUUUUUCUCAAUAUGACAUAAACUUUAUCAAACAAGCGCUAAUAGAAAUGUCAUUAAAACAGGAUGAAUCGCUACGGCAUUUCUGGAUCAUUUCAAUAAAGUUAUCUCUAUCAUCGUUGGAUUUCUAUCGUGAUAUGCUUGGUCUAAUUCAAAUACUAUGCGAUGAGAUCAAAAAUAACCCCAAGUUGAUCUCCAAAUAUUUUAAUGAUGAUUUUUAUGAUUGUAUUAUAGGAUUUUAUUUUUUGAAUCGGAAAAGUUUGUUGGUGAAAGCGGCUCACGAUGUAAUUUAUCCAGUGUUGAAAUCUCAGGAUUCAAUGAAACUUGUCAAAUGUUGCUGUGUUCCAUCCAAUAAAAACUCGGAGGACUUCACAGAGCUGUUCAACUCAUUACUAUAUAUUAAAAAACCUUUGACAGGAUCAUAUAAUAAAGUCGGCGAUGGUAUCUACGAUUCUUUGAUUUCUUUCCUCAAUACCAGAUUACUUACGGCCGAACAAAUUUUGGUCAACGAGCUGCAAACUGAUCAAGAACGAUACUGCUCAUUGCCAAGUACUGGUACUUCUGAAAACUCAGUGGGGAGUGUGUCACUAGAAUUAACGUUGGCGAUGUUAGACAUUCACAUUAGAUUGUUGAGGAACCGUGAUAUCCCAAAGAACCCAACGCUUCUUAAUAAAUUGAUCGGACGCAUGGUUCAAAUUUGCGUUGCAUCAGGAAGAGACCUGUUGAUAGCCAAUAAUAGUGGCAGUCAUGAUACCUUAAUCAAGGGGCUCAGAAAAACUUUCAAUUAUUUAGUAAUGGAUGAAACCAACGUUAUGAUGCUUUAUAAUAAUGAUCUCCAAGUCUAUGAAAAUCGAUCUUCUACAAGCUGGUGGACUCAAAGAUUUGUGAAUUUGAUGGUUGAUUAUUGUUUUCUUGACUCUCGUACGUAUCUGGCAGAGUCUCGAUUGGUCUCGCUUUUAAAAGUAAUUCCAAAAUAUUAUUAUUUUGAAAAUGUCAAAUUUUGGGAACAUCUCUAUCACAAAUGUUCGGAAACCCGUGGCACGGUGCUACGAUUCAUCAGUGCCGAUAAACUAUUCUUCAAAUAUGGUGUUGGAAAGAAAUUGACUGAUAAAGAAAACAUAACUCUGGAGCUUCUGUUUGACACAUUUAGUAAAUAUGUCUUGCACCAUGGUCAAUACUACAAAUUGAUUGAAUACAAGUGCAAAACCUACCAAAAUACAAAAUAUUUUUCGGCAAUCCUAAAUCCAAUUAUCGAUCAUUUUUUGAAAGAUGGUGGUGAAGGAAGGGCGAAACUCGUGGAAACACUAUCUUAUUUAGGGAACUCAGAAUACCGGAUGAUACUAUCUCCAAGAAUUAUGGGAUAUUGCAUAUCAGCGCUUUGUGAGCAAGGUGAUUAUGACUCGAUUCUUGAUAUCAUUAAAAUAUUUUUGGAAGAUUUGGGCAAAGCCCAAAAUUCUAGAGAUGAGUUGGGUUUGAUAGAUUCAAAAUUAAUCAGUAACUACGUUGAUGAAAUAGCGAAGUUUUACGUUAUUGGGGUCACCAAAAGUUGGAUGGCAACUCUUUCAGAGGAAGAGCUCACCUCAAUAAAUCUCCAGCCUCAAACAGUUUUCCACGAUGCCAACUCGAUGCAUUUGCUCAAGAAAUUGAUGGACAUAUUAAACUCAACUGAAAGUUUCCAGGUUGGUAAAUUCCCAAAAGUUCAAAACACAUUGACUCACUUCUUCCUUAAAUCAAAUGACUUUGAGAGAACUUUGAAAUUGGUAAAGUUAUUAGUGGAAAAUGAUCCUCAAAAUGGGUUGGAGAAAGAAACUUUGAUGCAGUGUUCGAAGAAAAUCCUGAACAGAAUGUUCAGGAGUAAUAGACUACCAGAGGGCCCACACAAAGAACUCCAUGACAUAGUAGUGGAUUAUGUGAACAAUAUGCAUAAUGUAUUAUCUAUUGAUAUGGAAAACUGGUCCAAACUCUACAGCACUUUGGCAUUUGUGCAGACAAAUUAUCAUCAAGUGGGUAACUAUUUAUUCUGGGUAAUCAACAAAGUGUUAUAUUCAUAUGCUUAUGAAAAUGGGACUCCCAUAAAGUUGAGUGAUGAAGACGAGAAGAUCUUCAAAAAGAUUCAACUCAUGAAUGAAAUCGAUCAAUUAGAGCUCCACAAAGAUAUUUUACCACAAGCGUUUAAAGCAUUGAAGUCAUUAGAACUGACAGAAGUGUGCUAUAAGGGCAAAACUCUAUUCAACACAUCACAGCAACUUAUCGAUGAGUUUUAUAGUACAAUCCAGGAUUUUUUCACUCCAGGUAUCAUUUGUCGAUUGAUAGAUUUAGGGGUUGAGAAAUCUCCACAUAAACCAUUUGAAGGAUUGGAAUUGAUCAUGUUACUCAAAGACUUGCAAUUUAUUCGUGGCUCAACUUUGCAAAAACUGAAAACCAAGAUUGAACUGACAAUCAUCAGAAGCUUAAAGAAUUUAUACACUCAAAGACAAAACAGAAUGCACAUUAGGUGGAGUCAGGCGCGUGCUAGUAAACAACUCCUCAGCGAGCUGGUAGCACAGGAGAACUAUAAAGCAAUGACAGAAGGUUACAAACCACCAGAAAUUCAAUUAUACGAAAGGGAAGAAGUCGCGGAAAUUUUCUCCAUCAUGAUGGAAAAAUUGUUCACAGAGAAUUUGAAGGACUGA